AUGAACGAAGAAAUUCGUCUAUUGGCAGGGUUUGUUUCGCUGCCAAUCUUCAUUUGCAAUGUAAUUGGAAAUGCACUCGUCAUUGCAGUUGUUAAAAUGAACAAAAAGAUGCAAUGUCCAAACACCUACCUGCUGUCCUGGCUCGCUCUGAGCGACUUAAGUUUCGGAUUCAUCGCAGAAACAAACAUCUAUUUAUUAGCAACUGGCGCCAAGGGCCGUCUGUAUGGAACAUAUAUGUUUCACACUUUGCAUUCGAUUCUAAUCUUGACUCUGCUUUCGAUCGAAAGAUACCUUGCGAUUUUAAAGCCAUUUUACUACAAAGCUAAGGUUACCAAAUCUCUCGUAGCAAAACUCCUGUGGAUAAUAUUGGCCUUCACUGCAAUCGUUACUGCACCAAGUUACUAUCUACUGGGAAACGGUUAUAACAUGCUGGAAGUUUGUGCAAAAUCGAAGUUAGACGAAAUUGCCACUAUAGGUUAUUUAGCCGCGCUUCUGGUGAUCUCGAUAACAGUUCCUGGCAUUGUCAUGUGUUCUUGCUACACCAGAAUAAUAAAACAUGUCUGGUUUAGCGACGAGGCCAAAAAUGCAAAGAACAAAGCCCUUUUGAGAUCUCGGUGGAAAUUGACCAAGAUUUUCAUAGCCGCGACAAUAGUUUUCGCCGUUAGUUGGUCGCCAUCUUUUGGAAAGCUUUCUGCCAAAAGCUUUCGAUGCAGCGAACGUUUUGUACUUUACGAAGCAAUCUAUAUUUUGUUAGCGCUGUUAGGAUCCACGGCUAAUCCCAUAAUUUAUUCGUUUCGUUGUUCAGGAUUCAGACAAGCGGUGAAGGAAUUGUUCAGCAAAAAGUGCUGCAGAAAACAUCGUAUCAACUCGAGAAAAUCAAUGCCAGACAGUGUCACAGGCAGGAGACCGCGUUGUGACCAAACAAGGCAAAGUGACGUGAUACUUCUUAGUGUUCGAAAGACAUAGCUACAAACGCACGCGCGAAAUAAUUGCAGUAAAAUUGUCAAAACCGUGACCCUAAACCAGAAGGUUACAAGAGGAGCGUGGAUAGGCAACUUCCCAUGCCUUCUCUAGUUAUGACAAGGUUUGUCGAUUCGCA
This is a messenger RNA of Pocillopora verrucosa, 1099 nucleotides long. Its product is annotated as neuromedin-U receptor 1-like. NCBI's taxonomy places the organism in Eukaryota, Metazoa, Cnidaria, Anthozoa, Scleractinia, Pocilloporidae. Gene Ontology annotation, cellular component: plasma membrane. Gene Ontology annotation, molecular function: G protein-coupled receptor activity. Gene Ontology annotation, biological process: G protein-coupled receptor signaling pathway. The record is from RefSeq and is a predicted model, not a curated record.